Messenger RNA from Dentiscutata heterogama, 364 nucleotides. The record is from the annotation of a GenBank genome assembly. NCBI's taxonomy places the organism in Eukaryota, Fungi, Glomeromycota, Glomeromycetes, Diversisporales, Gigasporaceae.
AACCCACGUAAUACACAAAUUCCGCUUCGGAUAGAAAAAGCCUUAAUCCUAAAAGAUAACAAAUCAAUGGGUUUAACAAUACACUCAUUGGUGCCCGGUCGCGAUAUAUGCAUAUCAAAGAAUUCGAUAGCCAACAAAAUACAAAAUAAAAUUUUUGAUUUUGCUGUGAAAAUGAAAAAUUUGAUUUAUGUCAUUGUUGAUAAUGAUACAAAAGAAUGUAUUGUUGUUGACGCUUGUUGGGACGUUGAUGGGAUCAUAAAAUUUAUCAAAGAUAGGCAUUUGAAACUUGUUGGCGCUAUUGUAACCCACCACCACUUCGAUCACGUUGGAGGUAUUAUGCAUAAGCCAAUAGUCUCUGUAACAU